This is a messenger RNA of Peronospora matthiolae, 1656 nucleotides long. The record is from the annotation of a GenBank genome assembly. Lineage: Eukaryota; Oomycota; Peronosporomycetes; Peronosporales; Peronosporaceae.
AUGGCUUCGUACGAGACCCCUCGCGUAGACGUGAACGCCGCUGGCUGGGGCCCCACGGUGCUCCCCGAGCAGUUUCUAAACGUGCCGUAUGCGCCGUUUAACAAGGGCGACAAGCUGGGGAAAGCCGCAGAUUUUGUCAGCAACUACGCGCCACGCGGGGGUCGCUAUAUCCGCGACCCGUCGGGUGUGAAUGCUGAAUUCCAGUACAAGCACGACUCGAAGGAGGACGCAACGUUCCAAUUGGUGGACACGUCCAAGGGCACGCGUCCCAAGAAUGAGGACCGACUGCGUCCGACGUGGAACCAGCAGCGCUUUGGUGGUCGUGGAGGACGUGGAGCCGGUGGACGCAACAGCUAUGGUGACAAACCCGAUGCCAAUGCUGCCACUACGUCGUCUGCGCAGCUUCGCAUGAAGGGUAUGCAGAAGCAGAACAAGCGCUGGGACCGUCUGAGCAAUGCGCGUCGCCAAUUUACGUUCCGACGCCGGGACGAGGUGCAAGUCGAUCGCGCGGCGUCGGUCACGGUGCAAUCGAAUUGGGACCUCAUCGAUCAGUUUGAGCUCCAGCAGCUGACAAAGCUACAGGCAAAUAUCCCUAAGAGUCAAGACAUCAAGUGGUGUGGAGAACUGCGCGAGUAUGACGCUACUCUGGAUCGGAUUACAAGUCGCACGAACACGCGUGUGCAUCGCUAUGACGAUCGGGACUUUUACUACGUCACGACAACGGACGACCCGGUGAUUGAGGAGCUCGCACAAGAGGGUGAAGCCACGGUGUUUGCUACUGAUGCUAUUCUAGCGCAUCUUAUGGCAUCGACACGCUCUGUGUUCCCGUGGGACAUUGUGGCCCAGCGCGUGAACAACAUGCUGUUUUUCGACAAACGCGAUAGCUCAACCUUUGAUCUUCUUUCUGUCAACGAGAACGCGUCGGAUCCGCCCAGUGAAGAUGACCCUGACCACAUGAACCACCCAGGUCGUCUGAGUCUUGAGGCUACUAUGAUUAACCAGAAUCUGUCGCAACAAGUGCUCAAGACCGGCAACGGAGCAUUCUAUAAGAAGUGUGACAACGCCAACCCGUUUGCUAGCGAUGAUGCCAAGCCCGCUAGCUGCGCGUAUCGUUACAGGAAGUUUGACUUGGGUGGCGGGUUGAAUUUGGUGGCUCGUUGCGAAGUGCAGGCUGUGGCAAUCAAGCGAGGAAUGCAGCAGUACGUAAACACGUACGCACUGAACGAGUAUGACCCAAAGUUUCCAGGAUCGAUUGAAUGGCGCAAGAAAAUUGACUCUCAGCGCGGUGCCAUCUUGGCAAACGAGCUAAAGAACAACUCGUGCAAGCUGGCCAGGUGGACGGCUCAGGCGCUUCUGGGCGGUCUCGACGAGAUGAAGUUGGGUUACGUUUCCCGCUCUAACUUUAAGGAUCCGUACUCGCACGUCGUGCUGGGCAUGCAGUCGUAUAACCCAAGCACGUUUGCAACGCAGAUCGCGCUCAACCAGAACAGCACGUGGGGUAUUGUCAAGAUGUUGUCGGAGCUGCUACUGGAGCAACCAGAAGGCAAGUACGUGAUUAUGAAGGACCCGAACAAGCCGAUUAUCCGACUCUUCUCGGUGCCCCUCGACACGUUUGAGGAAGAGGGCGAGGACGACGAGGAAGAAAAUGACGAGUAA